CUGGCAACUCUCUCGGCAUAGUGUUUUUCCAGACCCCAUAUAAAAUAAACCAUAUAAAGGAAUUCUGUAGAAGAUCAAGUGCUCUGCCGACCAAGAUGGAGUUUCCACCUUGUCCUCCCUCCCUGAAGUCCAUCCAGCACUUCCUGAAGUUGGCCCAGGAGCACGACACUCGAGAUGUGGUCAUCGCAUACUGGGCGAGAUUAUAUGCCCUCCAGAUUGGCCUCAAGGCCUCCACCCAAACGGGCGAGGAAACCAAAUUACUGCUGGGUAUCAUGGACUGGCUGGAACAGAUGAAGAAGCAGUAUGCGGAUAAUGAGGCCCUGACCAACGAGGUGGCUGCCCAGGCUCACAUCGAGAACUAUGCCCUCAAACUAUUCCUAUAUGCCGAUAAACAGGAUCGCGAGGAGAACUUUGGCAAAAACGUGGUCAAGGCCUUCUACUCCAGCGGAGUGCUCUACGACAUACUCCAGACCUUCGGCGAGCUGAGCGAGGAGGCGCUGCACAACAGGAAGUACGCCAAGUGGAAGGCCGCCUACAUCCACAACUGCCUGAAGAACGGAGAGACUCCGAUUCCCGGUCCCUUGCCAGAUGACGAUGAUGAGGCGGAGCUGCAGGGGGAGAAUGCCAAUGAGGAGGCAGCCGGAGGAGCUCCUGCUGACCCAGCUCCUGCUCCAGAGCCCGAGGCAGAUCCAUCGCCCCCAGCAUCCAGCGUAGUUCCUCCCACAGCCGAAGAGGUGCUCAAUAAUCCGAACAAAUUGCCCAGUCCGCCGGUGGACGAGGAGAAGCCCGGUGGCUUCGUGCCCUACGUGCCCACGGGUCAGCCGCAUCCAGCCACUGCGGCCACCAUUUACCAGCCCAUUGUGCCCGUGGCCGGAGUGCAGAUCACUCGACCAAAUGAUUGCCGCCCAGAAGUAUUGCAAGUACGCAGGAAGUGCUCUUAACUACGACGACGUGAAGACGGCCAUUGAGAACCUGCAGAAGGCCCUCAAGCUGCUGAGCACUGGAUCCGAGUAGAUACCCAUUAUGUAUUAGUACAUCACUUUCCAGGCACAGUUACAGCCUAG
Molecule: messenger RNA, 1064 nt
Organism: Drosophila takahashii
Lineage: Eukaryota; Metazoa; Arthropoda; Insecta; Diptera; Drosophilidae
Gene: Vta1
Product: vesicle trafficking 1
Biological process (GO): late endosome to vacuole transport via multivesicular body sorting pathway
Cellular component (GO): multivesicular body
Source: RefSeq, a predicted model, not a curated record